Molecule: messenger RNA, 2160 nt
Organism: Trachemys scripta elegans
Lineage: Eukaryota; Metazoa; Chordata; Testudines; Emydidae
Product: zinc finger protein 3-like
Exons: 3
Coding region: 1512-1739 (75 amino acids)
Biological process (GO): regulation of DNA-templated transcription
Source: RefSeq, a predicted model, not a curated record
UUUAUUUUCUUUAAUAGUUUUCCUAAUUCCCAUGUAGUAACCUUUAAGGCUGUUUGAACCGUUUGUACCAUCGUUAUCCCUCAGCUUGUCCAAAAGUGUUGCCCAUUUUUGCCUUUUGCAGUUUUGUAGUUUGCCCUGUUUUGGGUUGGACCUGGUUGUCCUUGCUAUCAACUCCAUUGUCCCAUGAGUAAUGGAAGUGGGUCCAUCCUUCCAGGAAACCAGGAGAAUCACAUUUAUACUGGCAGCAAAGAGUCCGCUGGUACCUUAUAGACUAACAGACGUAUUGGAGCAUGAGCUUUCGUGGGUGAAUACCCACUUCGUCGGAUGCAACUUUUACAGAUCCAGACUAACACGGCUACCCCUCUGAUACUUGACACAUUUAUGCUGUUCCUCCUUUUGCCAAGUUAUUUGUGUCACCAAUGAUACAAAUUGUAUCGUUCCCAGUUGUUCUCACGUUGCUCUGGGUUAUGCUGCACUGCAGUUAUUUUUGGACCUUUUUUCAUUAUAUUUAAAUGAAGAGGAGCAGGGGCAGGGAAAAAAGUGUCAUUUCAGUCUCUGUGACACUGGAUGUAGAUGGGGUGACUCAGAGAUUCCCUCCUUCCCCAUCGUUCCAAAACAGUUACCUCCUGUCUGAGCCAUGCAGAGUUUAUCUUCUUCACAUUCUAUCCCUCCACCUCUCAAAGUGUCAUGUGAUGCGGUGUUCUCAGCUGUCUGUGCUUGGAGAUGACGUUUUGACUUCUUUAAUCAGAGUCACCAUGGCUGCCGAAGAAAGUGUCGAAGACCUGGAAGGGGAAUUCAAAUGGAUCCCAAAUGCAAUGGGAUCAUUUGGAGUUUAAGUCCCAGUUUCCACUUAUUGGCCAAGCCACCUUUGGGAAAGUUGGCUGUUCCUCCCCCCCACCCCCAUUAUGAGGCUGUUAGGAUGCUAAAACUUUUGUAAAUAACAUAACUCAAUAAAGGGACAGUGCGGAGUGAAGCAGGUUUGAAUGGAUCAGAGGAGAAUGUCAUGGGAGAAUCUCUUCUCCUGAUUCUGAGUCAACAGAUGCAAUCUGCUCUGGAAUCGCACUUGACACUUUCAUUGUCAUAUAGUCUACCUCUCUGUGAUGUGGGUUUCUAUCUUUUCUGAAGGCUGUUUGGUCACCCAAUUUUAUUAAUUUAGUUUGACAGCAUGUAACUCAGAUUUAUUGGAGACUUUGAGACAAAUGACCAUUUGCUAAAGUCAUUACUUCUCACUGUUUUUAUGGAUACAGACUAACACGGCUACCCCUCUGAUACUUGGCACUUUACUUUGGCUUUUUCCCCACCUGUCCAUGAUGACAUGGAGAAAGUUCUCAGUGCAGUUCAAUCAACAGGAGAUAACUCUCCAAUUUACUGGACAUGCUAACAAAGAAAUGGUACUGAUUUAAAAUCUCCACUCGGAAAUGGUGAACAACAGCAGACCCGAACUGUGCAACUAACUGAAGGAAGUGCAGCUGAUCACAGUGGAGUUCAAUUGUUUGUCAAUAUUGUCUCAGAUGAUCUGGGGAGAGGAUUCCACAGGGCCGGUGACCUUCGAGGAGGUGGCUGUGUAUUUCACCAGGGAAGAGGGGGCUCUGCUAGACCCCGCUCAGAGAGCUCUCUACAGAGCCGUCAUGCAGGAGAACUAUGGGAAUGUGACCUCGCUGGGAAGGCAUCCAGCCUUGACAACAGAUGGAGAAUUCUCCAGUUCCUGUGGUACUUCGUUAACCUUUGCACCACCCUGACAGAACCAUUCCCAGAGGCUCUUACCAGCUGCAAGGUUUCAGUUGGGAGCAGAGUUAAGGUUGCAUUACGGGGGGGGGGCGGGGGCGCAGCACUGGGCACCUUUAGCUCUGCAGUAAAGUAGUUUCUGGGCAUUUAGUUUGCAACAUUUUUUGUAGUGGACUUUCUGCCACUAUAACUGUGUCUACAUUGAAUCUUUUGCCAAGAUAGCUAUGUUGGUUUAGGGGGAGAGGGGUGAUUUUUUUCACAGCCCUAUAGAGCAGAGCUGUACUGGCAAAACAAGAGCAGGCCAUGUCAGAGCCUGCCUGUGGAUUUUACAGCACUUGAAAUUAUUCUCAACGGAAGCGAAAGACACUUUACUGGACUUUGUACAAUUUGUCCUCAUCUUUCCUGAAAUGUGGCGCCCAGAACUGGACACACUAC